AUGGUCCUGUUACAGCUACUGUCCUCGUACAGCCAUGUCCUAUUACAGCUGCUGGCCUCGCAUUUAUUUCUGCUUCCAAGCAAGCUCGUAGGCGGCGUCACUCAUGUCUUCGUCAAUCUGGGGUCCGACCACCCCUCCAUCCUGGAGGCUAUGGUGAAGGGCCAAAAGGAGAGGAAAGAUCGGUUCCCUACCAUCAUCACCUGUCCCAAUGAGAUGGUCGCACUGUCAAUGGCUGACGGCUACGCCCGCUUGACAGGCAAGCCCCAAGCGGUGAUCGUUCACGUCGAUGUCGGAACGCAGGGACUGGGUGCCGCGGUCCACAAUGCCUCGUGCGGCCGCGCACCCGUUCUGAUCUUCGCUGGCUUGUCGCCGUAUACAAUCGAAGGAGAGAGCCGCGGCUCUCGCACCGAGUAUAUCCACUGGAUCCAGGAUGUGCCAGACCAGAAGCAAAUCGUCUCGCAAUACUGCCGGUACUCUGGGGAGAUCAAGACCGGCAAGAAUGUUAAGCAGAUUGUCAACCGGGCUUUAAAAUUCGCUACCAGUGACCCUCAAGGCCCCGUAUACCUUGUCGGUGCCCGAGAAGUUAUGGAGGAGGACAUUGAGCCUUAUCAGCUGGAUCAGAGUCUCUGGGGUCCCGUUUCCCCGGCUGCUCUACACAAUGAGGCAGUGAACAUGAUCGCAUCAGAGCUCGCAGCUGCUCAGAAUCCAUUGGUUAUUGCUGGUUACACCGGCCGGAAGGCACAGGCUGUGGUGGAGUUGGUCAACUUGGCAAAUCACUUUAAGGGUAUCCGAGUCCUGGACACCGGCGGAAGUGAUAUGUGCUUCCCUGCCAAUCAUCCUGCUUGGCUCGGGCUGAGAUAUCCCGGCCAUGAGGCCAUUAAGACAGCCGACGUGAUCCUUGUGAUUGACUGCGAUGUCCCCUGGGUUCCUACCCAGUUCAAGCCGUCGCCAUCGGCCAAGAUUAUUCACAUCGACGUGGAUCCACUGAAGCAGCAGAUCCCCGUCUUCUACAUUAAUGCCAUGGCUACCUUCCGUGCCGACGCUACUACAGCGCUCAAGCAGCUCAAUGUCCAUAUUUCGAUUAAUAACUCCCUUCAGCAGUUUGUGGCCUCCCAGCAAAAUCUCAGCAUGGGCAAGCGUCGGGAUGAGGAGUAUUUGCAGCGACGGAAGGCCAUCUCCGAUCUCGCCGUCACGCCCGCAGGCGGCAAAAACGCAGCACUGAACAUUCACUAUCUCAUGGGCCAGGUUCGCCAAGGCUGCCCGCAAGACACGAUUUGGGCCAUCGAAGCCGUGACUCUGACCCAUAUGGUCAGCGAUCAAAUCGGGGCCACUCUGCCACAAUCAUGGAUCAAUUGUGGCGGCGGUGGUCUUGGCUGGUCAGGCGGCGGAGCACUGGGCAUCAAGCUGGCGACGGAUGUGCAGCACGGUGGGCGCAACAAGGGCAAAUUCGUCUGCCAGGUCGUCGGCGACGGGACCUACCUGUUCUCCGUGCCGGGAUCAGUGUACUGGAUCUCGCGGCGCUACGGGAUCCCCGUGCUGACCAUUGUCCUCAACAAUAAGGGCUGGAAUGCGCCGCGACGGAGCAUGUUGCUUGUUCAUCCGGACGGCGAUGCCUCCCGCGCUACAAAUGAGGAUCUCAAUAUCUCCUUCGCGCCCUCGCCGGACUACCCCGGCAUUGCUAAGGCGGCCGCUGGCGGCGAGAUCUGGGCUGGCCGCGCUGCCACUGUGGCGGAGCUGGCGCAGAAACUGCCUGAGGCGAUUCAGAGUGUGCUGAGCGGGAAGAGUGCUGUGUUGGAGGCACAGAUGGAUGGCACGGUUGGCAAGUAUGUGGAGCGUGCGAAUCUCUAG
Messenger RNA from Penicillium riverlandense, 1848 nucleotides. RefSeq lists its product as uncharacterized. Gene Ontology annotation, cellular component: mitochondrion; acetolactate synthase complex. The record is from RefSeq and is a predicted model, not a curated record. NCBI's taxonomy places the organism in Eukaryota, Fungi, Ascomycota, Eurotiomycetes, Eurotiales, Aspergillaceae. The transcript is spliced from 3 exons. The coding region runs from base 1 to 1848 and encodes 615 amino acids. Gene Ontology annotation, molecular function: thiamine pyrophosphate binding; acetolactate synthase activity; magnesium ion binding. Gene Ontology annotation, biological process: L-valine biosynthetic process.